Lachnellula hyalina is the source of this 1239-nucleotide messenger RNA. RefSeq names its product Serine/threonine-protein kinase (gene rio2). The transcript has a single exon. The coding region runs from base 1 to 1239 and encodes 412 amino acids. The record is from RefSeq and is a predicted model, not a curated record. Gene Ontology annotation, biological process: maturation of SSU-rRNA; protein phosphorylation. Lineage: Eukaryota; Fungi; Ascomycota; Leotiomycetes; Helotiales; Lachnaceae. Gene Ontology annotation, molecular function: ATP binding; protein serine/threonine kinase activity. Gene Ontology annotation, cellular component: nucleus; preribosome, small subunit precursor; cytosol.
AUGAGACUCGAUACCAAGGCUAUGCGGUAUCUGACGCCCGAAGAUUGGCGAACCCUCACAGCCGUCGAAACGGGCUCGAAAAACCAUGAAGUGGUUCCUACAGCAUUAAUCGGACAAAUAUCAGGGCUUCGAGGUGGGGUACACAAGAGUAUAUCUGCAUUGGCAAAAGUAGGAUUGAUCGCACGACUCAAGAACGCCAAAUACGACGGUUACCGCUUAACAUAUGGGGGCCUAGACUAUUUAUCCCUCAACACCUACCGAAAACGCAAAGAUGUCUACAGCGUCGGCAACCAAAUCGGCGUGGGAAAAGAAAGCGACAUCUUCGUCGUUGCAGAUGACAAAGGAGUGCAGCGAGUCCUCAAAAUUCACAGACUAGGCCGAAUCUCUUUCCGAACAGUCAAAGCCAACCGCGACUAUCUACGCCACCGCUCCUCCGGAUCCUGGAUGUACAUGUCGCGCCUCGCAGCUUUGAAGGAAUACACAUUCAUGACGUCGCUGCGCGAAAACGGCUUCCCGGUCCCAGAACCCCUCGCGCAAUCAAGACACACAAUCGUCAUGUCCCUCAUAGAUGCCUUUCCCAUGCGGCAGAUCUCCUCGGUCCCCGACCCAGCAUCCCUCUACGCAGAACUCAUAUCCAUGAUCUUGCGUCUGGCGCAAUAUGGACUCAUCCACGGCGAUUUCAACGAGUUCAAUAUUCUGAUUAAAGAAGACCCGAACCCCGAGUCCAACAAACCGGAAGAUAUAAUCCUGACACCCAUCCUCAUCGAUUUCCCUCAAAUGGUAUCGAUUGACCACGUCAACGCAGAAUACUACUUCGAUCGCGACGUAAACUGUAUCAAGCGAUUCUUCGAGCGCCGAUUCCGGUAUACGAGCGAUGCAAAGGGCCCUCAUUACAGAGAUGCAAGGAAACUGAUAGGCAAGGAUGGUGUCAAGAGACUUGAUGUAUCUGUUGAGGCGUCUGGGUUUUCGAAGAAGAUGGCCAAGGAGCUUGAGGCGUAUAUGAAGGAAGUGGGCGUCGAUGGGGACGGUGACCCACAUGCUGCUCGGGGCGACGAGGAUGAUGAUGAAGAUGAAGACGAAGACGAGGAUGAUGAUGAGCAGCCGCCAGAUGGCCCCGAGAACCUUGUUGAGGAUGCCGAGGCCGCUUCAAAGAACAUGGAUAAUGGAUCAGUCAUUGUAGAUGAAGCUACCGGUGAUGAUGUUUCGUUAGCGACCCUACAGCUUAAAGACAAGACGUGA